GGAAGGACAAUAAACAGGAAGGAAGAAUAAACAGGAAGGAAGAAGAAAAAUGGUUUCCACUAACGUGAUGUCUUUCAUGAAAAAGAUUAUGAAGACUUCUGGAGCAGAGCCUGGAGAAGCUUCUGGUUCAAUGACCACGUUAAAACAAACAGUGACGACGAGUCUUCAAGAAAUGUCAUUUGGAAGGGAUCGAACGGCUUCGAACAAAUCAAGAAAAACAGUGACGUCACGUCUCACGCCCCAAGAGAGGUCAAUUCUUCGAAAGGUUUGGCAGAAGGACGAUGAGAUAGAAGAAGAACCUCGGAAAGCGAGUCUACCUAGGCCUGCGGAGCCUAUAAUCCAGUCCUCCCCGGCCAGCGAAAGUUGCCGAAUAUGCCGAAAACACAUUUCAGAGAACGAACAGAGCAGAGAAUGUGAUGAAUGCGGCCAGAGUGUGUGUGAAGACUGUGCUUCUUACUCAAGUGAUCGUACAGACAGUUCACAGGGGUGGAAAUGUAGCUUUUGUAGAAGACAAGAGGGACAAGGUCGUGUUGCUAUGGAACUUCCACCAGGGUCGGGAAUGAACCGAGUACCCUCAGUCCGACGAAUG
Messenger RNA from Limulus polyphemus (Atlantic horseshoe crab), 589 nucleotides. RefSeq lists its product as uncharacterized. The annotation marks the transcript as partial. The record is from RefSeq and is a predicted model, not a curated record. Lineage: Eukaryota; Metazoa; Arthropoda; Merostomata; Xiphosura; Limulidae. The transcript is spliced from 4 exons.